Pelagomonas calceolata is the source of this 2508-nucleotide messenger RNA. The record is from the annotation of a GenBank genome assembly. NCBI's taxonomy places the organism in Eukaryota, Pelagophyceae, Pelagomonadales, Pelagomonadaceae.
CUUUUCAUCACCGCUUGUGCGGCGACUUACGGGCGCAUUCGUCCACCGUGACGUGGACUUGCGUGAUAAGCGUCCUAGUUAUAGACGCUGCCAAUCGCUUUGAUUUUCCAGCAAGCAACACCGUCAACGCUGUAGACAGCAGCGCUCUCUGCAGGCUGCAACUGCAAUGCACACACUCGCAGCCGCAGCGUUGCUCGUCACAACCAAUGCACUGCAACUCUGGAAGAAGCCAGUCGCUGCACCGCCGUCCGCGCCAGCAAUCGCUGCUGUGGACGACCACCGCCGCGCCGUCAUCGGCGGCCACAACUGGCUGACGCACGCCCCGCCGAGCUACUUCGCGAGAGAUAAGCUCACGGUCAAGGGCCCACGCGCGAACACCGAUGUUGGCGCGCCCGUUGACGCGACGCGGCCCCUCGUCAAAUUGGGAGACGUGGCCGUGGGGUCGUGGUCAUGUAGCGAAGGCGGCUGGCUCAGCCCGGCGCCGCGCACAUCAACGGAGUGGUUUAUCAUGCUUGAAGGCGAAGGCUCCGUGGAUGAAGAAGACGGCACGCGGCAUCGCUUUGCGGCCGGCGACGUCGUAGUGCUGCCGCGCGGCUGGUCGGGCCGAUGGGACGUGCAGAAGGACCUCCACAAGGUCUGGGCCGUGCACACGCAUGCAGACGACGGCAGGUCCACGUCCCCCGUCAUCGCGACGCCGUCGCAAAUGUCCGACGGCGACAUCUACAAGGCAGGCGACACGGCCGUGCGGGUCUGGACGCGCCAGCCGGGCCCCGUGGAGGUCCGCGACAAGGCGACGACGGAGUCGAUCUACGUGCUGAGCGGCGAGAUGUUCGUGACGAACGCGGACGGCUCGGCCGUGCGCUGCGUCGCCGGCGACACGGUCGCCUUGCCCCGCGGCUGGACCGGCCGCUACGACGUGGCGUCCGCGGUCAAAGCGGUCACAGUCUGUGCGAAAAUCAGCCAGUGGUCGCGUCGAUGGCGUUGACUUUGAUCCGCGCAGGUAUCAGUCGUCGUCGGCAAGGAGACCACUUCAGCCGCGGCACCGGCGCCAUCUGUGUCGCACGCGGGCGGCAAACGACGACCGAUCGUCGGCGGCAACUGGAAGUGCAACCCCGCCACCGCGUCGUCGCUCGACGAGCUCUGCCGGAACUUCGACGGCGUCGCGCCGUACCUCGAAAAAUGUGAUGUUUAUGUGUGUCCGUCGAAUUUACAUGUUGCUCUCGUCAAGGACAACUUCACGCCUGGUGUCCAUGUAGCUCCGCAAAACUGUAACUUCAAGGGCUGCGGCGCCUACACCGGAGAGAUGUCGGUUGAUCAAAUCCAAGACCUGGGCCUCGGGUGGGUGCUCAUCGGCCACAGCGAACGGCGCGGAGAAUUCGGCCUGCCCACGCCGGCCGAGUCCAACCAGCUCAUGGCGACGAAGCUCCAGUAUAUUUUGGACCAGGGGCUAAAUUGCGUCUUCUGCAUCGGCGAGCCGCUGUCGAUUCGACAGAAGGGGAUUCAAGCGGUCCUUUGCUGUGCACAAAUCAACCAGUGAGUCGGGUCCACCCGAUAAUUCUUCACUAAGUCAUUUCUCGGCGAUGACGCGGGCGUGUUGGCUCCGUCGAGCGGUGAGGAACCAGUAUCGCCACGCCAUCGAGCAGGCGUCGCGUCGAUGGCGUGGAGGUCGACGCGACGAUUCAGCGCGAACGCGCCGUGAACUUUUGAUUUAUGCACAGGUCCUCAGCGAAUGCGCCGAUCAGCUCACGGACGUUGUCGCCUGUGUGGAAAUCAACCGGUCAGUUAGGUCCGAAUUAUUACGGAGAACCUCCACGCCAUAGCUGCAGCAGUUACAGGGACGACGUCGCAUCGAUGGCGUGGAAGCUCCACGCCAUCGAGCAGAUGAAGUUAUGGGGACCAUGUCGCGUCAAUGGCGUGGCGCCUGAAAUUUGAUUUCCACACAGAUCGUGCCGAUCCUGAAGGCCUUGGAGGACAAGUCGCGCGUCGUCAUCGCCUACGAGCCAGUCUCUUGAAAUCAGUGUCCCAAUCAAUGACACCGCGAUGAACUUCCGCGUCGCAGGUCUGGGCCAUCGGCACGGGUGUGGCCGCGACGCCCGAGCAGGCGCAGGAGACGCGUGCGUGAUCCGCGUCCUUCACUUUUUACGCGUCGAUGGCGUGCCACCACGUCUCAAUCCCGCGCAGACAAGGGCAUCCGCGACUGGAUCGCCGCGAACGUCGACCGCGCCACGGCCGACGCGAUCCGCAUCCAAUACGGAGGAAGCGCAAAUGCGGGCAACGCGCCGGAACUCUCUUCGUUCCCGGACAUCGACGGCUUCUUGGUGGGCGGCGCGUCGCUCAAGCCGGAGAUCAGUGACAUCGUGAAGGCGAUCGCCGAGGCCAAAGUAUAAUAAAGCUCGGUCGUCAACUUAGUAAUACUACUACGGCGCGUCGAUGGCGUACGUAUGGGGUCCUCCGCGCGCAGCUGCCGCUCGACAGCCUCGACUUUGUACGUGUAGUCUCUGGACUAAG